Macadamia integrifolia is the source of this 2245-nucleotide messenger RNA. Its product is annotated as protein PTST homolog 2, chloroplastic-like. The transcript is spliced from 8 exons. Bases 391 to 2097 code for a protein of 568 amino acids. The record is from RefSeq and is a predicted model, not a curated record. Lineage: Eukaryota; Viridiplantae; Streptophyta; Magnoliopsida; Proteales; Proteaceae.
GGUCCGGAGUGUACGGAGAACCAGCAUACUCAAUUCAAACAAAACCCAAACUGGAAAAGAAACAAACAAGGGAAUUAGGAAAGGAAAGUGAACGAGGUUCUGAAGGUGCCGUGCGCGCUAUGCGUACGAUUAGUUCCGUUAACUUAAAAUGCCCACCUCAUCAUUCCCCGCGCAAAGUACUUAAUACGGCUGUGUCCCCGUUUUAACAUUACUUUUAAUCUCUAAUUGUUGUUUUAAUCUUUGUGAGUUUUUCUUACAAUACGAAUUCGCUUUUCAAUACGGUAUUCGUUGCUUCACUAGACCUUCAUUCUUCAUUCCACCCUCCUCCUCUUUCACUGUUCGAUCGAGUCGUUUCUGUGAGCUCCAAUUGUUCGAGGAAAUGCAGCAGAGAUGGUUUCGUUCAUGUCGACUUCGAAUCACUUCAUCUUAUCGUCUUACCCUGUCGAACAUUGCCCUAACUUCCCCUCUCUCUGUUUCUUGAAUCAUCCAAGAAGACAAACUCCUUGUGUUUCUUUUUACCUCUCUCCGGCGAAGGAAUGUGGUUCUUUACUGUCUUCUGGUAUGGAAAAGAGCAGUUUUGGGACUCCUGUUUUUUUGUUCCAGAGGAACUCUCGCUCUGGUUCAGUCAGGUGUUGCAAAAUUUUUGAGAGUGAGGGGUAUUCCGUUAUAGAGGCGGAGAUUUUGGAUUUCAUGGAAAAAUCUGAUAAUCCUAACGUUUUUCCGACCAAGAAAGAGUUGACUAAUGCUGGGAGAAGGGACUUGGUGGAGGCCAUUACCAAACGGGGUGGUUGGCUUGCAUUUGGCUGGGACUCGGAGGAGGAGGACAAGGAGACGGUUCAAGAGGAUGAUUUUCAGGGUUCAAUUCCAAUUACUGCAAAAGAAGUUGAUGAUGGUUCAGUUCUUAGGGAUACAAGAAGCUUGAAACAGAGUUUAGACGGCAGUAAUGAGAGUUCUUUUGUCGAGGGCGUUCAAGUUGGAAGCUCCGAGAUUGCACUGCCCUGUGCCUUGCCUUCUUAUCCUGCUUCAGCUUCUGAUGGAUCAUCGCAAAGGGAGGCUAGGGUGGAUGCAGGGAUCGAGGGUAUCUUGAGUCGCCUGGAGAAAGAGAGAAAUUUGCAAUUUGGUUUUGGUUCUAGAGCAAAAGAAAGUAGCUCUUCUGAUAUGAGGAAUGAAAAAGAUGACUGGCAACCGAAAGUCAUAGCAGACACGGUUAAUGGCCUCGAAAGAAGUAGCAGGUCUACAUAUUUGAGAGCCAGUGAGGAGUUUCUAGCUGAUUCUCAGGAUGUGAAUAUUCAGAACAGAUAUUUUUCGGACUCUGAUGGCAUAGGAAGCUCAUUUAAGCCAGCAAUGUGGAGAAAAUGGAGCACCCAAAGGGCAGGGUUUUCAAAUGCUGAAUUCGAAGCUGCUGACAUUGUUCCCGGUGAAAGUAGAGUGGAGAAAGUAACAGAUUCUAUGGACGAUGUGAUGUUAACAAAAGCAAAGGAUGCAAAUUAUACAAGUUACAUAAUAAAAGAUUUGGUUUCUGGUGGGACAAAGAAUGAAUCCAAUGAUAUACGAUCCCGCCUUCAGGACCUGGAUGCAGAGCUUGGGUCUGUACUUCACUUAUUGAGGUCAAGAACUGAUGCACUUGUUUUGCCUAAGGGUCAUGAAAGAUCGUUGGAGGAGUUACAAAUGCUGUCUGAUGAUUGGGAAUUCCAGGAAACUACAAUCAUGAAAACACAAGACAAAUUGCGGUCAACCCGUGCAAAAUUAGCAGUACUAGAAGGAAAGAUGGCACUAGCUAUAAGUGAAGCACAAAAAAUGGUAGAAAAGAAACAGAGGAGGAUUGAUGGUGCUCAAAAGGCCCUAAGCCUUCUCCAUACUGCUUGCAUACUCUGGUCUUCUCCAGCAUCUGAGGUUCUAUUAGCUGGAUCAUUUGAUGGUUGGGCGAGUCAGAGAAAGAUGGAGAAGUCAAGUGGAGGCAUAUUUUCAGUGAAUGUGAAGUUGUAUCCUGGUAGAUACGAGAUCAAGUUUAUAGUUGAUGGUGUGUGGAAGAUUGAUCCUCUACGACCUACUGUACAUAACAAUGGACACGAAAAUAAUCUCCUUAUUGUCUCAUAAAUGCACACAAUGAAUGCCGGCAAUGCCUCUCCUCUUGGCCUCGUCUUCUGAAAGUACAUGCUCAGCAUGCUUCACAUUCUUUCUGUAUAAAUCAGGACUGGCGGGGAAUAAUUUUCUAAUCACUAGAAUUCAGAGUUAUUGUAACCAA